Messenger RNA from Lolium rigidum, 921 nucleotides. RefSeq names its product cytochrome P450 71A1-like. The record is from RefSeq and is a predicted model, not a curated record. Lineage: Eukaryota; Viridiplantae; Streptophyta; Magnoliopsida; Poales; Poaceae. Gene Ontology annotation, molecular function: oxidoreductase activity, acting on paired donors, with incorporation or reduction of molecular oxygen; iron ion binding; heme binding. The annotation marks the transcript as partial. The transcript is spliced from 2 exons.
AAUCAACCCGUGCACCGCCUCCCGCCGUCCCCGCGGGGCCUCCCGGUCGUCGGCAACCUCCACCAGCUCGGCGCGCUCCCGCACCGCGCCCUGCACGCGCUCGCGGCGUCCCACGGGCCCAUCAUGCUGCUUCAGCUCGGCCGCGUGCCCACCCUGGUUGUCUCCUCUGCGGCAGCGGCGCGGGAGGUGCUGCUCGUGCACGACCACGCCUUCGCCAACCGGCCCUCCCUCGCCGUCCCGACCCGGCUCCUCUACGGCUGCACGGACAUAGCCUUCGCGCCGAACGGCGCCUACUGGCGCCGGGCGCGCAAGCUCGCCGUGCUCCACCUCCUGAGCCCCGCCAGGGUGCGCGCCUACCGCCGAGUGCGGGAAGAGGAGGUGUCGGAGCUCGUCCGGAAGGUGGAGGAGGAGCAGAAGCUUCACGGCGUGGUGCGGCUGAGCGAGCUCUUGAGCGGCUUCGCCAAGGACGUGAAUGGGCGGAUCGUGCUCGGGGUGCGGGCCUCGGGCGGCACGGGGUGGCGCAGCAAGGUGGACGCGCUGAUGGAGGAGGCCAACGCGCUGCUCGGGGCGUUCCACGUCGGCGACUACUUCCCGUGGCUGGCAUGGCUGGCCGCUGUGGACGGGACGGACGCCAAGGUGGGCAGGGCGUUUGAGAGGAUUGAUCAGAUCCUUGAGGAGAUCAUCGUCGCUGCCGGCAGCGCCGACGAAAUGAGGGACGGACGAGCAGACGGAGCACCGUGCGGCGACGAGGCGUUCGUGCAUGUGCUGCUGUCGCUUCAGAGUGAUUCUGUCGGCCAUGGGUGGCGUUUCAGCAGGGACAACGUGAAGGCGCUACUGGAGGACCUGUUCGGAGCAGGGACAGACUCGACCAUCAUCGUCCUGGAAUGGGUCAUGGCCGAGCUGCUCCGCAACAAGCACUAG